UUGAGCUCGGCUGAGUGAAAAUCGCACAGAAACGCUGCCGAACAUCACAUAAAAUAUGAAAAUCUACUAGAUAUAUAUCAGAAGAUGCUCACAUUGAAGACGUAACACCGUCGACCGACGACGAUGGAAGACGGACUGGUUUCUGAAGACGAUAUAUUGCUUCGCUCGGAGAAGGAGUUUCAUGACGCUGCAAAAAGGAACGACACGGAGAGAAUGCAGGAGUUGAUCAGGAGAGGAGUGGACAUCAAAGUCAAAAAUAAGAUGGACCGUAAGGCCCUGCACUGGGCAGCUGGAGCCGGCAGUGAACAGGCGCUGCGUUUGCUGCUGGACCACGACAUGGAUGUGGAUGAUAUGGACAGCUUUGGUAUGAACGCUCUGCUCUUGGCAGCAUGGUUUGGUCACCUGACUAUCCUAAAGAUCCUCGUCUCAACCGGAGCAAAGCUCACCACUGAAAACAAAAAUGGCUUGAAUCUCCUGCACUGUGCUGCCCAGAGGGGACACGUCACCAUUCUGGAGUAUAUCAUGGAGGAUCUGGAAAAUGUUCAGCUUAAUAAAGUCGAAAACUCAGGCAAGACCGCAUUUCAUCUGGCCGCAGAGCAAGGACACCUGGAGGUGGUGGAGUUUCUCAUUGGCAUGGGCUGUGCCCAUAACCUCAAAGACAAGCAUGGAGACACUGCACUGCAUUUGGCAGCUAAGCAGGGCCACAGCGACGUCCUACAGAAGAUCAUGGACACUGGGGAGAACAUCGAUGAAAGAAAUACUGAUGGCAUGACAGCUUUGCAUUUGGCAUCUGAAGGGGGUCAUUAUGAGUGUAUCAGACUGUUGCUGGAGGCUGGUUGUAAUGUGAAUGAACUUACUGAUACUAAGAGGACGGCUCUUCAUCUGGUGGCCCAGCAUGCCUCAGGCAGUGAAGUCAGACUGUUGAUACAGGCCGGCAUCAAUCUGGAUUCAGUAGACAUUCAACAUGUUUCAGCUCUACACCUGGCAGUACUCAACAACUCCACAGAAAUAGUCAAGGAUCUUAUUGAAGCGGGAUGCGACCUGGAUAUCUUUGACAAUCGGCUUCAGACUGCUUUGCACAUCGCAGCAGAACACGGGCGGCUGAACAUCGCUGAGACGAUCCUGAUAUCUGGAGUCAACCUCAAUCUGCUCGAUAAGCAGGGGAAAUCCUCUCUGGAUGUUGCAGCACGAGGAAACCAUGUCAAUGUCGUUGACAUGAUUAUCAAAGCGGAUCGAUUUUACAAAUGGGAAAAGGAAAAUGUUUUGAGCGACUCUGACUCUUUGGUUGGAACGAGUCUUACCUUUAAACAGGACCAUCAACAGGAGACGCAGCACAUCCGAUCUGUGUUGUGGAAACUCGCCAGCAGAUUUCUCAAACCAGGCGAGUGGAAAACACUGGCUCGACACUGGAAGUUCUCAGAAGCACAUAUUCGAGCCAUAGAGCACCAAUGGACAGGUACAAAGAGCUACAAGGAGCAUGGCCACCGAAUGCUGCUCAUCUGGCUGCACGGUGUGAUCACGGCCAGAGAAAACCCCAUCAAGGGCUUGUAUGAGGGUCUGAUGGGAAUCUCAAGAGUGGAUCUGGCAGAAAGCAUGCGACAGCUGGCAAAUGCAGAUCCUUCUUCUGACAAAAAAUGCUCUACAAUGUGACUGGAGACUGCUUGAGAAGAGUCUUGAGUGCACGCCAACCAGGAUGCUGUUGAAAAACAGAGCACUGAUGAUGAUGAAACUACAACUGCAGUGAUGUGACUGAGAGAAAAACAUUACCUGUUCACACCAAGAGCAAAUAUUCACAGCAAACCAAACUUUGGAUUGAAAUGAAGCAUUUCUGAGGAAACGUUUACAUCUAAUGAUGCAUCUAAUGACUGUUUUUUAAGAGGACAGGUAUAUUUCUCUUUUCUCUGUUGAAAAAAAUCUCACAAAGCAAUAACAUCAUUAUUUCGUCAUGCAGAAUUUUUGUCUUUCUGUCUUCUGUUUAAUUGCAGAUGCGUUUUUAUUCUGCUGUAUUACUAUGGUUUUAGAAUUAGGAACAAGAAAUCAUACUGGUGUAUUACCAAGGAUGCAAAGUAACCCAUACACUACCAGUCAAAACAAGUUUUGGAACAGUAUGAUUUU
Messenger RNA from Danio aesculapii, 2115 nucleotides. It is a transcript of the gene ankdd1a, whose product is annotated as ankyrin repeat and death domain containing 1A. Bases 124 to 1650 code for a protein of 508 amino acids. NCBI's taxonomy places the organism in Eukaryota, Metazoa, Chordata, Actinopteri, Cypriniformes, Danionidae. The transcript is spliced from 15 exons. Gene Ontology annotation, molecular function: protein binding. The record is from RefSeq and is a predicted model, not a curated record. Gene Ontology annotation, biological process: signal transduction.